Molecule: messenger RNA, 457 nt
Organism: Cinara cedri
Lineage: Eukaryota; Metazoa; Arthropoda; Insecta; Hemiptera; Aphididae
Source: the annotation of a GenBank genome assembly
AUGUACUCCAUCGAAUUCAUGGUGCAACUGUUGCAAAUGGAGAGUACUGCCAAGGAACGAGGAAAUCUACCAGCUAUUUUAAAACCAAACAUAAAGGUAUUUGUCAGAAGCAAAAGAAUUAAGUGGGCAGAGCACAUUUGGAGAGGCAAUAGAGGCCUCAAAAAUAGAUAGAUGGAUACAUUAUCAUACAUUGAAAGCAAACCUGCAAAAAGUUACGCAAGUAACGGAGCUAGAAACUAGUAAAAAUAAGCAGAGGUUGCGGAAAAUUAUAGAAGCAGCGAAAGAUCUGGAAUGGUCUGUAAAAGCCGAAAAGAAGAAGAAAUUAAAAACAAAAUUCAUAAACACAUAUCAUAGUAAAACCAAUAUAUUUAUUGCUCUACAAGAAUCUGAAAGCAUAUAUCAGAGUAAAACCAAUACAUCUCACUUCCUUCAAAAUCUAAAUGAUAUUAAUGAUUGA